Sphaerodactylus townsendi is the source of this 3301-nucleotide messenger RNA. RefSeq names its product transmembrane protein 200A (gene TMEM200A). Lineage: Eukaryota; Metazoa; Chordata; Lepidosauria; Squamata; Sphaerodactylidae. The coding region runs from base 644 to 2119 and encodes 491 amino acids. The record is from RefSeq and is a predicted model, not a curated record. The transcript is spliced from 4 exons.
UGUUGGUUCCACCUCCCUUUUGGUCCCCGCCUUUUGACAGACGCCUCCCAUUCGCAGCAGCGGAGGAGGCGGCUUCUGGCCCCGCCCCACCAAGAAGAGACUCCCACCCAUGGCACAGAUGCGUUUCCCACGGAUGAGCGGGGGGCUGCAACAUCUGGCUGGAGGUUUAAGCAGCAGCAUUUGCCUGUUCGUCGCAAGAGUUUUGCUGAAGCCAGAAAUAAAUGCCCUCUUCCUCUCUCUUCUGUCCUGGUCUCUUUCUCUCUCUCUCUUUCUCUAGGUCUGUGCGUGUGUCUUUCUCCUUCUGGCCCCAUUUAUGGCUUUCUGCCUGAACCCCUCUGAGAAUGAGGAGGGGAAAGGAUGAAGAAAUGCGCUGCUGGUCAGGCUCACACUGAGCCUCUUUCUCUGCUGGGAAGGAGCCCAAGGAGCAGACGAGUCUUCUGAGAACACAAAAGGGAUUGUGAGAGAUCACACGCUUGCUACAGGGCAGCCUGGUACAAAGGAGGAAGGAGCUUCUGUGCCCAUAAUUGCUAUAUGGCAGAGUUCAUACUCACAAGACAAUGGAAGUGUGGUCAACAGAUGGCCCUUGCAAGAAUUAACCUUGAGCAUCAGCAAAGAUAUUUAGACAAGAUCAACAUACAAAACUAUGAUAGCAACUGGUGGAGUUAUAACAGGACUGGCUGCCUUAAAGAGGCAAGACUCUGCCAGAUCUCAGCAUCAUCUAAACCUGACAACAUCACCAGCCAAUGAAGAACCAAAGCCAGUCAAGCGCCUACCCCGGGCAGAUGUAGUCGUUGUCCGUGGCAAAAUCCGACUUUAUUCCCCAUCAGGAUUUUUCCUUCUUCUGGGUGUACUCAUUGCAUUCCUGGGGAUUGCUAUGGCAAUCCUCGGAUACUGGCCACAAAAGGACCCUUUUCUAGAACCUGGUGACAACCUGUCAUUAAAUGAGACUCAAGUCAUAGAAAAAGAAGGAGGAAUUAUCAUCCGUUUCUUAGAACAGCAUUUACAUUCUGAUAAGAUGAAAAUGCUGGGUCCUUUCACCAUGGGAAUUGGAAUUUUUAUUUUUAUUUGUGCAAAUGCUAUGCUCCACGAGAACCGCGACAAGGAGACAAAAAUCAUACACAUGAGAGACAUCUAUUCUACUGUCAUUGACGUACAUACUCUGAGGAUCAGUGAACAAAAGCAGCUGAAUGGAACUUACACAGGUUUUGUGGGAGAGCCUGAAAUCAAGCACAGUGGAAGUUCCUGUGCAUCACGGCUGGCUGCCAAUACCAUUGCACCUUUCUCAGGCCUUGCAAGCAACUUUGGAGCAGACAGCAAUGCUGAGGAGAACGAGAUAUCCAUGAGUGACAGAAAAAAUGUCACUCAUCUUUUACCCCCUUUGCUGACUGAGCGCUCUGGAUCAGUCUUUGGCCUUUAUCCUCACCUUGGGAAAGGAAAGGAAGAUAGGAACAGUGGCUCUCUAAAAUGUGAAACAAAGUCCAUUGUGUCAUCCUCCAUUAAUGCUUUUACGUUACCUGUAAUUAAACUAAAUAACUGUGUUAUUGAUGAACCCAGUAUAGACAAUAUCUCUGAGGAUUCUGCAAGCACCAGAAGCCGGCCUAGAAAUUUAUCCAUGGACUCUCUAGCUGUUCCAUUAAGUGAUACCAAAGACCAUUACAAACCGGCCUGUGGGUUGCUACCAAGGAACAAUUUAUAUGGAGACUCUUCACCCAGUCAGUCCAAAUCUUCCAUGACCCUUGGACCUUGUUCUGGAAAGCUUUUGUCACCUGGUGCAGCCAGAAAGCAGUUUGGAUCAAACACGUCUUUGCAUUUUUUAUCUGCACAUUCAAAAUCCCUAGACCUAGAUAGGGGUCCUUCAACCCUCACUGUCCAAGUAGAACAAAGAAAACAUCCCAGUUGGCCAAGACUGGAUCGAAACAACAGCAAAGGUUAUAUGAAACUAGAAAACAAAGAGGACCCGAUGGACAGGCUGUUUGUACCACCAGCUUCAGUCAAGAAGGACUUUACUAAUAAAGAAAAACUUCUUAUGAUUUCCAGAUCUCAUAAUAAUUUAAGUUUUGAACAUGAUGAGUUUUUGAGUAACAAUCUAAAGCGUGGAACCUCUGAGACAAGGUUUUGAUAUUUAGACUAGUAUAAUCAAUGAAGUAUUUGCCAGUAUUUUUUUAAAGAAAGCAAUUUUGAUGUGUGACUUUUUUGUUGUUGUUCUUGUUUCCAGUGAAACCAGUGCGAAACUGUUUUUACCAGAUGUUUCUAUCAGAUUAAAAUUGCCUUGUGUUAGCAAAGGUUAUUUCCACCUCUACAAUGCCAAGUGUAUACUGUCAAGCAGCUUGUCCAUCCAAACUUACACUGGCAUAAUGCCAACUGGAUGAUUUUUGUGCCAAGAGGGUGGCUUGAGAAUUCAUGUCCUAUUGAUGUACAAUUGCAAUAUUGUAUAUUAUUGCCACUAAACAUAUAUGGGUGCCUCAGAUCCUGUUGCCAACCGGUUUCAUUGCUCUUUUGUUUCUGUUUCCACAUGCUAUCCUCCAUUGCUACAGGACAGCAAUAAGAGCUGAUGGGAUAAGCAUCUGUGCUCAGAUCUAUCAAACAGAGCAGCCUUUUAGCAAUGGUAUUUUUAGUUGAAGAUAGAAGAGGAUUUAAGGUUUCCAGUGGGAUAGCAAAAUUAAAUUAAUUUAUUUUUAGAUUUUUACCCCACCCAUCCUUAUGAAAGGCCUAUUCUAUAUCAAAUACAACUUUUUGAAGCUGUUCUGAAGAAGUUUGCCAUGAACUAUGGGAAGAGCAAGAGAAUGAAAUGAGCUGGGAGAGCUAGGAAGAUAAGUUCUGAAAACUGAGGGGAGAAAAGUGAGUAAGGUGCAGUGCUAGCCAGAGAAGACACUUUCUUUAAAAAAUGGCUUUUUUAGCUAUUGUAGUUUAGUGUUGCGUGACCUUGGGUCAGUAACACUCUAACCUACCUCACAGUGUUUUCAUGAGGGAAAAGGGAGGGCCUUUGUGUCCCCAUUGUGAAGAAAGGUGGGGUAUAAAUGAAGUGAAUAAAUAACUAAUAAAUAUUUAGAAUGUAUUAGGAAUUAACAAUGGAGUGAAAUAUGGUAUGAUUAUAUCUACUUGUUCAGAUCAGUUUUGAGUGUUAGUUUGCAUAGAGGGAUCACAGGGAAUUCAAACAGCCAGCACAUAUUAAAUUCAGAUGAGUGAAGAAGGGGAGUUUUGCUUUUACAGCAGUUGCUGAUCAUACGUUUUCCUGAUGAUGGCACAGAUUGAAAUAACAAAUAUUGUAACUUAUCAGCCAUGCCAAUGUUAGAUAUGAAGU